GAUUGGUGUUCCAGUUAGCUGGCGGCAACAUUACCCCCCCACGAGCUCUUCAUUGCCCAACAGACUCACACUCCUUCCUUCUCUCCAAAUCUGAGGGACUCAAUUGGUUACCAAAAACGAACGAAGCCCAUAACCGUAUAUCAAACUUCAAACUCCCCAAUUGCACCAAUCACAAACACACAUCAAAACGCAUCGAGCUCUCCAAUCAAACCCCAAUAUUUGCAAUUCCAGAGGUCCCAGCCUAGAAUCUCUCUCUCUCUCUCUCUCUCUCUCUCUCUCUCUCUCUCACUCUCUCUGUUCGUUUCUUCGGUACGUUUCUGUCUCAGAACCAUUGCUCACUUGCUUUUCGAUGUGUGAUUCUGGUUCAGUUGUCACUAUGAUCCGUAUAAGUGGAUGACUUUUGUAACCAGAUCUGCUUAAUUGGGCUCAUUUUGUUGGUGGGUUUUUGGGAUCUGAUUGUGGGUUAGAUCCGGCUUUGAAUUUGAUUGAUUUUUUUGUUUGUGGUUGAUCUGUAAUGCUAGCAGGUCUGUCUGUCAUUGAUUAACAGUUUCUUUUUCUGUAUUGAUCUUGGUGAAAAAAUAGAUUGCUCCUUUGAAAUGGGCAGCUGGGUUUUGGUAGUUCCAUAAUUCAGUGAAUUGUGGUUCAAAUCUGUUUAGAAUCUCUCUCUCUCUCUCUCUCUCUCUCUCUCUCUCUCUCUCUCGCUAGCAGUUUGCACAAAGUGAGAAGGAAAUGGCAAAAUGUUGAUGCACUAGAGAAUUUGCGUUCAUUAUAUAAUCCCCGCACCAAUGCAGGAAGACCCAUCUCUGUUUUUCAUUCAUUGGCUUAACUGCUCGGUAACGUUGAGCUCAAGGAGGGAGCAGUAUGUGAUUUGAAUUGCUGACUCCUAAUCUUUAUGUAGUAUUUUGUUCCUAAAGCGGAAACUUCCGGCUUCAUCUGAAUGUAAAUGGAUGCCUUUUUGGAGGCUGAGGGGUAAAGGCUCUCUACAGUGGCCAGUUGAAAGAAAUAUAUAACAAAUGGCUCCCACAAGCAAAGCUGAUAAGAAGGCGGUAGAUGCAGCCGCAUGGAUGUUCAAUGUUGUAACAUCUGUUGGGAUCAUAAUUGUCAAUAAAGCUCUAAUGGCAACGUAUGGCUUCAGUUUUGCUACAACAUUAACUGGUUUGCACUUUGCUACAACAACUUUGAUGACGGUUGUUCUAAGGUGGCUGGGAUACAUUCAACCUUCUCAUCUACCAGUCUCUGAGCUUCUGAAAUUUAUGAUCUUUGCUAACUUCUCUAUUGUUGGAAUGAACGUUAGUCUAAUGUGGAACUCAGUGGGAUUCUAUCAGAUCGCAAAGCUGAGUAUGAUCCCUGUAUCAUGUUUACUGGAAGUUGUUCUCGACAAGAUUCGUUACUCAAGAGACACAAAGUUGAGCAUAGGAGUUGUUCUCUUGGGAGUUGGUGUUUGCACUGUCACUGAUGUGAGUGUCAAUGCCAAAGGCUUCAUUGCUGCCUUUAUUGCUGUAUGGAGCACUUCGCUACAACAGUAUUAUGUGCACUUUCUUCAACGGAAAUAUUCACUUGGUUCUUUCAGUCUGUUGGGACAUACUGCUCCAGCCCAGGCUGGAUCUCUUCUGUUACUAGGCCCCUUCCUUGACUAUUGGUUGACAAGUAAGAGAGUUGAUGCCUAUGACUAUAACUUUACAUCUCUGAUGUUUAUAUUUCUUUCAUGCACAAUCGCAGUAGGCACCAAUCUCAGCCAGUUCAUCUGUAUUGGAAGAUUUACUGCUGUCUCCUUCCAAGUACUUGGACAUAUGAAGACAAUUCUUGUUUUGAUCAUGGGGUUCUUUUUCUUUGGAAAGGAGGGUCUGAAUCUGCAUGUUGUUUUGGGAAUGAUCAUAGCUGUUGUUGGGAUGAUAUGGUAUGGAAAUGCCUCAUCUAAGCCUGGUGGAAAGGAGCGCUGGAGCCACGCUCUCCCUACAAGCAGGCAGCAAAAACACAGUGGUUUUCCUGAAUCUACCGAACAUGAUGGAAAACUUUAAAUUCAUUCAGAUUAAGUAAAAAUGGCUGAUUUCAGGAAAUUCUUAAAUCAUUUGAGGCUAGAAAAACCGACAUUUCUUCUAAUUAUUUAUCCUUCUUGUAAUUUCUAUUUGUUGUCGGGUAUUCAGUCCCUUUGGGGGAUUGGAUGCAUCAAAGAUAGGGGAAAAUUCCGCAGAAGUUCCAUUUUUUGUUUACAUCAUCAUAAUAGUGAUUUUUUUUU
Molecule: messenger RNA, 2236 nt
Organism: Prunus dulcis (almond)
Lineage: Eukaryota; Viridiplantae; Streptophyta; Magnoliopsida; Rosales; Rosaceae
Product: UDP-rhamnose/UDP-galactose transporter 6
Exons: 6
Coding region: 1014-2018 (334 amino acids)
Cellular component (GO): Golgi apparatus
Molecular function (GO): antiporter activity; UDP-galactose transmembrane transporter activity
Source: RefSeq, a predicted model, not a curated record